UCAAAGUCCCUGCAUUCUCUACUGGCAAACAGAAAUCUUUCCUUUUAUCUUCCGAGUGAGUUUUCAUCUUCAUACAAAAAAAAGCAAGACAUGGCUAUCCGGGUACCUGUUAUCUUGCAUGCUAAGCAAAAUUUCUGCCAUUCAAAACUGUUUGCGGACCAAUCAUCUUCAACAGCUAGCAGUGUUCCGAAGGGCUACUGCUUAGUUUAUGUUGGAGAAGACCAAAAGAAGAGGUUCAUAAUUCCUAUAUCAUUCUUGAAUCAGCCUUCAUUUCAAGAACUUCUAAGUAAGGCAGAGGAAGAAUUCGGGUUCAAUCACCCCAUGGGUCGUCUCACCAUUCCUUGCAGAGAAGACAUCUUCAUUGAUCUCACUUCUCGCUUGAGUGGACUAUGAUUUGUGUAGACAGAACAAUUAAUAGACAGAAAAUUUGGAAAAUCAACAAUGAAAAUUUUUUUUUUCUUUUCUUUUGCCAAAAGAAAGAUAUGGGGAACUUUGCGCAACAUCUUCCAGAUGCUGUAUUUACUUUAUCUCUUUCUCUUAUUACUCAUCUCUAUGCAUUUGCUAACUUCUAUUGGCUUCGUGGGACUCAGCAAUACUGAUCUGUU
Rubroshorea leprosula is the source of this 605-nucleotide messenger RNA. The record is from the annotation of a GenBank genome assembly. NCBI's taxonomy places the organism in Eukaryota, Viridiplantae, Streptophyta, Magnoliopsida, Malvales, Dipterocarpaceae.